AUGUGCGACGCAGAGGGCUAUCUCAUCCCAUUCACGAGCGCCGCGUACCCGAUAGACGUCAAGCUGCUCCCCGACCGCGCGGGCAACGUCACCACCGUCACUCAUGACUUUCAGCCCCAUGAUCUCGACAUCGACGUCCAUCGCUCCUUCUCCCAGGCGGACAAGUACCAGGGCCUACUCAAGGCGCACUUUGACGGGGUGCACGAGAAGUGGAAGCAGUUCUGUUCGCAGAUGGUCGUUCCGCGGGCCAAGGUGACCAGAAAGCCACGGGCCCCGCCGACGCCGUCGCCCGAGGCCGUCGAGGUCCCGGUGUCGCCCAGAGCCAGCGGCACCUCAAGCUCAGCCGAUACCGUUGUACCAGUUCCCCUCGCUACACCCCCCAUGCCCACGCUCAGCUCGAUGCUCGACGAGAUCGAGGGCUGGCUCAACCAGGUUCACUUCCUCCUCCCGACCUAUCGCGAACUCGACAGGCGCGUAGCCACGACAUGGACCGAUCUCCAGAGACUCGUCGCGCACCGUCUCCAGACCUACGCCGACUUCGUCUUCUACCACAACGAGGUCAUCCGCAUCGGCAAGCGUGACGCCCACGACCACGCGCUGGCAUACGUUCUUGGUCGCCUGCGCGACGCCGCCGAGCAGCUCAAGGAGGCGGACCGUUUCCCUAGGGGAAGGAUCCAGUACACCUACGCCGGCUUCCUCGUUGCGAUCGACAAGUUUAGGAAGGACUUGCACGAGAAGCCAUGGUGA
Molecule: messenger RNA, 747 nt
Organism: Vanrija pseudolonga
Lineage: Eukaryota; Fungi; Basidiomycota; Tremellomycetes; Trichosporonales; Trichosporonaceae
Exons: 1
Coding region: 1-747 (248 amino acids)
Source: RefSeq, a predicted model, not a curated record